This is a messenger RNA of Lathyrus sativus (Indian pea), 1929 nucleotides long. The record is from the annotation of a GenBank genome assembly. Lineage: Eukaryota; Viridiplantae; Streptophyta; Magnoliopsida; Fabales; Fabaceae.
AUGAAUCGCAUGAAGGCAAUAUCCUCUUCCCUCAGAUUCCUCAACUCAUCACUCGCUACCCGAGUUCUUGCAACUCGGAACCAGGUGACUCACUUCUCUUCUUCCUCUAUUUCACUCCCCCUUUUCAAUCGCUCACACGAUUCAUUACCUUCUCACAACACUCAACAAAAACUCUACUUUUCUUCCAAACCAAACUCCAUUUUAGAGCUUGUUUUCUCAAAUGAUUGGUCCCAAGAGGUAGAAAAAGAGUUAGAAAAUUCUCGUCAAUCGUUAACCCAUGAAACCGUUGUUUACGUUUUGAAACGAUUGGACAAAAACCCUCUUAAAGUUUUUUCCUUUUUCAGUUGGGUCAGUGAGAAAGAAUGGUUUAUGCCAAGUUCUUCACUUUAUAGCUUAGUUCUUAGGGUUUUAGCGAGUAAUAAAAAAAUGAAAGAGUUUUGGAUUAUUCUAAGGACUAUGAAGGAGAAAGGGUUUUACCUUGAUGAAGAAACGUAUUUGACAAUUUCAACAGGGUUUAAAAAGGAAAAACUGCAGAGUGAUGUUUCAGCUCUUUCUCAUUUUUAUAAUGGCAUGAUUCACCAAAAUGCUAUGCAGAGUGUUGUCAAAAACAUUGUUGGUAUCAUUUUAGGGUCUAAUUGGGAUGAUGAUGACGAUGAUAAGGUUGAGAAUGAACUUGCAAAAGUUGAAAUUCAGCUUUCGGAUAAUUUUGUGAUUAGGGUUUUGAAAGAGGUUCGAAGUUCUCCUUUAAAGGCUUACAAGUUCUUUCAUUGGGUUGGGAAGCAAUCUGGUUAUCAACAGAAUACAGUGACUUACAAUGCAGUUGCUAGAGUUCUUGCUAGGAUGGAAUCGAUUGAGGAGUUUUGGAGUGUUCUUGACGAGAUGAAGAGUGUCGGUCAUGAAUUGGAUCUCGAUACUUACAUAAAGAUAUCGAGGCAGCUUCAAAAGAAUAGGAUGAUGGAGGAUGCGGUGAAGCUUUACGAGCAUAUGAUGGAUAGUUCAUAUAAGCCGUCGGUUUUGGAUUGCGUUAUACUUUUAAAGAGUAUCUCUGGAGGUGAUAAGCCAAAUUUGGAUUUAGUUUUCAGGGUAGCUAAGAAAUUCGAGUCGGGAGGGUAUACUCUUUCCAAGGCUGUAUAUGAUGGUAUCCACAGGUCUUUGACAAGUGCUGGGAGAUUCGAUGAAGCUGAGAAAAUUGUUGAGACCAUGAAAAAUGCUGGCUAUGAGCCGGAUAACAUCACGUACAGUCAAAUUAUUUUCGGUCUUUGUAAGAUGAGGAGGUUUGAAGAAGCGCACAAGGUAAUUGAGGAGAUGCAAACACGUGAUUGCAGGCCUGAUAUCAAGACUUGGACAAUCUUGAUCCAAGGGUACUGUGAUGCCGGUGAACUAGACAACGCGUUACUUAGUCUUUAUAAGAUGAUGGAACACAAUGGCGAUGUGGAUGCUGAUUUGUUAGGAGUUCUGGUUGACGGUUUUCUUACUCAAAAGAGAAUAGACGGUGCGUACAAGCUGCUUCUAGAGAUAACCGGUAGGUGUUCCGUAUGUCCAUGGCAAGCUACAUUCAAGAAACUGAUUCAAAGUCUAUUAGGAGUCAGAAUGUUUGAGGAGGCACUUGUCCUUCUUAGAAUGAUGAAAACUAAAAAUUUCCCUCCAUACCACGAACCAUUUGUCUCGCAUAUUUCGAAAUUUGGGACCAUGGAGGAUGCUGCAGAAUUCCUGAAGGUUUUGAGUAUAAAAAAUUACCCUUCUCAUAAAGUUUACCUUCAAAUUUUUGAAUCCUUAUUUCAAGAAGGUAGACAUUCAGAGGCCAAAGAUCUAUUGUUCAAGAGUCCUCACCACAUUCGGAGGCAUAAUCAAAUCUGCGAACUAUUUGGUUCGUCGGAGAGUCAGACGGCCAAGAGUCAGACGACCGAGACUCAGAUAACUGCUACUUGA